AUGGCUAAUCUUAGUGCUAGUGGUAGUUUCUGGAGGGGGACAGCAGGCUUUGGUUUCCACUUGCUCUCUAGUCGAUGGUUCACAAUCUUUGCUUCAAUCCUAAUAAUGUGUGUAAAUGGUGCAACAUACUUGUUUGGUGUAUACUCCAACGACGUCAAGUCUUCGUUAGGCUAUGAUCAGACGACGCUUAACCUAGUAAGCUUCUUCAAGGACUUGGGAGGCAACCUCGGAAUCAUAUCCGGGCUUAUCAAUGAAAUUACUCCACCUUGGGUGGUUCUGGCCAUCGGUGCAGUUAUGAACUUCUUCGGCUACUUCAUGAUAUGGUUAGCUGUCACUGACCGGACUGCAAAACCCCAUGUAUGGCAAAUGUGUUUGUACAUAUGGAUAGGAGCCGAUUCGCAGGCUUUUGCAAACACGGGCUCUCUGAUUACGUGCGUUAAGAAUUUCCCCGAGAGUCGAGGAAUUGUUUUAGGCCUUUUGAAAGGUUUUGUUGGUUUAAGUGGUGCUAUUAUGACGCAGUUAUACCAUGCCCUUCAUGGAAAUGAUACCAAGUCCCUUAUUUUGCUGAUCGCCUGGCUUCCAGCUGCUGUCUCAAUCGUGUUUCUACCAACAAUUCGACUCAUCAAGAAUGUUCGACUAAAGAAUGAGGUUGAUGUUUUCUAUAGCAUACUGUUUGUGUCACUUGGCCUUGCUGGUUUUCUUAUGAUCAUUAUUGUUAUUCAAAACAAGCUUACUUUUACUAGGAUUGAGUAUGUUGGAAGUGCUGUUUUCGUGCUUAUUCUUGUCUUUGUGCCACUUGCCAUAGUCGUCAAACAAGAAUUCUAUGCAUGGAAGAGCCAAAAACAAUUCAAAACAGUGAUUGAAAAUCCUCCUAGAAUUGAAUCAACACCAUUACCAGCAGAAUUGCAGCCUAUAUCAUCACCUUCUCGGGCUCGAGUAAAUCCUCAGAAGCCAGUCUCUUGCACGAAAGACAUAUUCAAUCCACCUGACCGAGGUGAGGACCAUACCAUACUUCAAGGACUUUUCAGCAUAGACAUGCUAAUCCUGUUCAUUGCAACAUCAUGUGGCAUACGAGGGACAUUAACAGCAAUAGACAAUUUAGGCCAAAUCGGAAAAUCUUUAGGCUACCCUACUAGAAGCAUUACAACGUUCGUGUCACUAGUGAGCAUAUGGAAUUAUCUUGGACGUGUUACAUCUGGCUUCGUCUCUGAAAUCUUCUUGACAAAGUACAAAUUCCCUCGACCCUUAAUGCUUACACUUGUCCUGCUCUUCUCGUGUGUUGGUCAUCUUCUAAUUGCCUUUUCCAUUCCAAAUUCUCUUUAUAUCGCCUCUGUGAUCAUCGGGUUCUGCUUUGGCGCGCAAUGGCCAUUACUUUUCGCGAUAAUAUCGGAAAUAUUUGGCCUCAAAUACUACUCUACACUGUUCCAAUUUGGAGCUGUUGCGAGCCCAGUUGGGGCAUAUGUUCUUAAUGUGAUUGUAGCUGGAAAGCUCUAUGAUAAAGAGGCACUGAGGCAAAUGGAAGCCAAAGGGCUUAUAAGGGAAGAAGGACAAGAUCUAACAUGUUCAGGAGGAGAGUGUUAUAGACUAUCUUUUAUUAUUAUUACAGCUGCUACAAUAUUUGGGUGCGUUGUUUCAUUAAUUCUGGUGUUCAGAACAAGAGAAUUUUACAAGGGAGAUAUAUACAGAAAGUUCAAGGAGGAGGUUAAGGCAAUUGAAACCGCGGCCCCGACCAGUACCACCAUUGCCAGUGAACCACUGGCAUGA
Messenger RNA from Fraxinus pennsylvanica, 1764 nucleotides. Lineage: Eukaryota; Viridiplantae; Streptophyta; Magnoliopsida; Lamiales; Oleaceae. The record is from the annotation of a GenBank genome assembly.